AUGCUACCAGCAAACUCGAAUCAACAAUCACAGGGUUCUUCAUCGGGAUGGGGUGUUUCGUCGCUCGGAUCGCAGACACCCGGCACAUCAAGAGCUUCUGAAAUCGUCUCCUCCGGCAGUUUUUCGGCUCAAUACCCGCCAAUUCAACAACAUCACCUCCACAUGCAACCACCCACUCAUCACCCCGAUCAACAGAAUUAUAUGAUUGGCGAACUCGGCACAUCGAGUGGCCCUUUCAUCUCCGAUCAAUCACAACCAACCGGCGCCAUUGGAAGCGAGGAUAAACGGAAAGAGAUUUAUGGCUACGAUGCCCCUUUUCCGCUGUUCUCUUCUUGUUGGAGUCCAUCGAUGGAUCCGCAUAAACGAUUUCGUUUAGCUGUCAGCUCCUUCAUUGAAGAGUACAGUAAUAAGGUAUCGAUAGUUCAAUUGGAUGAGAGUUGCUCGGAACUGAUGCUUCGAUCCACUUUCGAUCACCCGUAUCCGGCCACCAAACUACUGUGGAUCCCCGACUCGAAAGGGACUUUCCCCGAUCUUCUCGCCACUUCCGGAGAUUAUUUGAGAUUAUGGAGGUUGGGAAGCGAUGAUGGAGCCACUCUCGAAGCUCUCCUAAAUACAAAUCGAACAGCUGAAUACUGUGCUCCUUUGACAAGCUUUGAUUGGAAUGAGAUUGAUUUGAAUUUGAUCGGAACAAGCAGCAUCGACACAACGUGCACCGUUUGGCAGCUAGAGACAGGUCAAGUGAUCGGUCAGACGAGAAAUGGACGAGUCGAUGGAUCGGUUAGGACACAGUUGAUCGCUCACGACAGUGAGGUAUUUGACAUUGCGUUUAGUCGACACAGCAAAGAUGUUUUCGCGUCAGUUGGUAACGAUGGCUCGGUGCGAAUGUUCGACUUGAGACACCUCGAUCACUCGACAAUCAUUUAUGAGGAUGCGGGGAAACAACCACUCCUACGAAUCGGCUGGAACAAACAGGACAACAACUAUCUGUGCACGUUUGCCAAGGACUCUUCAGAGGUUGUCUGUGUGGAUACCCGUGUCCCUUGCACUCCGGUGGCUCGUCUCAGAAAUCAUCGAGCCCCAGUGAAUGGAAUCUCGUGGGCACCUCACUCAAGUUGUCAUCUAUGUACGGCUGGUGACGAUUCGCAAGCCUUGAUCUGGGACAUUCACGAGCUUCCCCGACCCGUCGACGACCCGAUUUUGGCCUAUCAAGCAGCGGCUGAGGUAAACCAAGUGCAUUGGUCAGCGGCAUUCCCCGAUUGGAUCAGCAUCUGUUAUAAUAAUCGCCUUGAAAUUCUUCGCGUA
Molecule: messenger RNA, 1302 nt
Organism: Mesorhabditis belari
Lineage: Eukaryota; Metazoa; Nematoda; Chromadorea; Rhabditida; Rhabditidae
Source: the annotation of a GenBank genome assembly